Colletotrichum phormii is the source of this 1638-nucleotide messenger RNA. Its product is annotated as major facilitator superfamily transporter. Gene Ontology annotation, molecular function: transmembrane transporter activity. The record is from RefSeq and is a predicted model, not a curated record. Gene Ontology annotation, biological process: transmembrane transport. The transcript has 4 exons. Bases 1 to 1638 code for a protein of 545 amino acids. NCBI's taxonomy places the organism in Eukaryota, Fungi, Ascomycota, Sordariomycetes, Glomerellales, Glomerellaceae. Gene Ontology annotation, cellular component: plasma membrane.
AUGGACCUGAAUUCUCAACAGGAGAAGGGCAAUGUGCUCGACAGCAGCACCCAGUCUGAUGAAUCCCACACUGAAGAGACACAAACCAAGCCAAGUGAGAACCUUCCAGGAUGGAAGAUAUUCGUCAUCUGGUUAGCAAUUGCACUUGGUGUAUUGUGUACUUUUCUCGAUGAAGGCAUUAUUGCGACAGCUAUUCCGCGUAUCACGGACGAAUUUGGAUCUCUUACCGAUGUUGGUUGGUAUGGUUCAGCUUACCAAAUGACACUUUGCGCAUUUCAACUCAUUUUCGGACGCUUGUACAACCAAUUCAACGUCAAGAUCAUUUAUGUCAUCUCUCUCGCCAUCUUCGAGAUUGGGUCCCUCAUUUGCGCAGUGAGCCCGAGCUCAGCAGUCUUCGUCGUCGGACGCGCCAUCGCUGGCCUCGGUGCGUCCGGCCUUCAGAGUGGCUGUCUAGUCCUCAUCUCCGCAGCCCUGCCUGCGAAACACCUGCCGAUGUAUGUAGGUGCCAUCGGCAUGGUCUAUGGUGUUGCCGCAGUUCUUGGGCCGGUGGUCGGCGGCAUUAUCACGAACAGCUACCUUACGUGGAGAUGGUGUUUUUACAUCAACCUCCCGAUCGCGGCACCACCCGCUCUCGCGACGUUGUUUCUGGUCAAGUCGUCCCCAUUAACCGAACAGCAGCGGCAGCCUUGGCUGCAGAAAAUCAGGGGCUUGGAUUAUCUUGGCAUGCUCCUCUUACUGCCAGGGAUCACCUCAUUCCUCCUCGCUCUCCAAUUCGGAGGCGCGCUGUUCACGUGGAGCGACCGACGGACCAUUGCUUGCUUUGUCGUCGCUGGCGUUCUCGUCAUCGGCUUUGUGGCCGAACAGUGGUGGAUGGGUGAAAAGGCAUUGGUGCCGCCGCGCCUGGCUAAGAUGCGCGUGGUCAUUUUCGGGGCCUUUUUCGGCUUUUGCCUGGACAGUGCCUUCUUCACCCUCGUUUACUACGUGCCUCUCUGGUUCCAGGCCAUCCAGGGUGCCACGCCCGAGGAGUCUGGUGUUCGAUACCUGGCCCUUUGCCUAGCCUUUAUUCUCACCAUUUUCCUCAGCGGCUGGGGUGUCACGAAGUUGGGUUACUACCAGCCUUUCAUGCUUGCUGGCACUGUUCUCGUCUCCGUUGGUUCUGGCCUUCUUUCGACACUCAAAGUAUCCUCGGGAGCGAAUCUCUGGAUUCCCUUUCAAGUCAUCGCCGGGCUUGGCAUUGGCGCUUCAACACAGCAAGCAGCGGUCGCCGUCCAAAGCAGUCUGAAAGAGGCUGAUGUAGCUAUUGGGGUGGCAGUUGUGCUUUUCUUUCAAUGCUUCGGUCCUACUACUGCCAUCACAGUUGCUCAGGCCGUGUUUGCGAGCAUACUAACGUCGGGAAUAACCUCCGAUAUCCCAGGCGUCGAUCCCCAAGCAAUCAGAAACUCGGGUGCUACGCAGCUUAAGGACUUGGUGUCUCCAGAACAGUACGGUACACUACUGCAGGUAUACAAUCAUGCCAUCACAAGGACAUACAUAGUGGCUGCUGCUAUGGCUGCGGCAAGUAUCGUUGGCGUUGCUGGCGUCGGACUAAAGAAUAUUGCGAGUGAGGGCGACGAGAAAAAGGAUACCGAGGGUCAGUAA